This is a messenger RNA of Closterium sp. NIES-67, 900 nucleotides long. NCBI's taxonomy places the organism in Eukaryota, Viridiplantae, Streptophyta, Zygnematophyceae, Desmidiales, Closteriaceae. The record is from the annotation of a GenBank genome assembly.
UUCUAGGAGGAGAUCUGACUGCGUGGCUCAACAAACAAGGCAUUGAGCAUCAGCUAACGACGUCCUAUACCCCUCAGUCAAAUGGCGUUGCUGAGAGGGCUAAUAGGACCAUCCUGGAAACUGCGCGAGCGCUGCUGAUCGAAUCAGGGCUGGGGAACUCCAUGUGGCCUCAUGCGGUGAGGCAUGCUACAGUGGCAAGGAACCGUGUACUCACAAAGGUGGCUGAUGAUAUGUGGGUGCCGCUGGAGAGGUGGCUUGGAAAGAAGCCUCCAGUGGACAUGCUUCGAGUGUUCGGAUGCAUGGCAGUGGCGCAUGUCCCUAAACCGUACAGGACAAAGCUUGGAGCAUCUGCACUGUGGUGUGUGCACCUUGGGCUUGCGGCAGAGAGCAAGGGGUGGCUACUCUGGGAGCCCUCAAAGAAUGUGUUGUUUGACAGUCGGGAUGUCAAAUUUGUGGAGAACAUCAUGUAUGGCAAGUGGGAGAAGCAGUCGGAGGCAAGGGUCACCCAGCAGCUGGAAGAGAUCACUAUGCACUUCGAUCUUCAAGGAUCGGGAGCAGCAGCAGCAAGAGGCUUCCAAAACACCAAGUCUGCCAAAGCGAAGGAAACAGAUUGGUGGGGGGACAAAGGAUUGGGUGAAGGUGAAAGAAUGGGUAAAUCCAACCAUCUACCCUGCACGUACCAGAAUGGCAACGAGAAAGCUGCUGAGCUCCACAAGUGGAGGAGCCACAACUGAGCAGCAGGAACAGGCUCAAGGCGAAGAUGCUGUGCUGUUCUUGGGUGAUGACCAAGAGUCAGAUGACGAGGAGCCUGCAUACUGCUUUUACGCACCAAUACAACCUCCGAGCAUGGAUCAUGCGCUAGCUGGGCCUCAACGGGGGAAGUGGCUCGUUUCAAGAGAU